AUGGCUAUCGCCGGCUUCCUCCGUCGCAUUGUCAAGAACGAUGCGAUGAAGGAGGACCCCGUAGAGAUCUACGGAUGGAGAGUCUUUGCGUUGGCCGCCGCAUCUUGCUUCGGCGGCAUGUUAUUCGGGUGGGACAUCGGUGCCAUCGGCGGUGUCCUCGCCAUGGAAUCGACCCAGAAGCAAUAUGGCUACUACAACGCCUCCAAGGCUGAAAAGUCCAACCAGGACCAGAACAUUGUCUCGACCCUCCAGGGCGGCUGCUUCGCUGCGUGUCUAAUAACUCCCUACCUCACGGAUAAGUUCGGCCGUCGCUGGUCUCUCAUUGUUACAGGCAUCAUUACCACCAUCGGUGUCGUUUUCCAAGCUGCCUCGGCCGAGCACGGCAACCUCCCCCUCAUGUUCGUCGGCCGCUUCGUUGCGGGUCUCGGCGUCGGCGCCGCAUCGAUGCUCACGCCUCUCUAUGUCUCCGAGUGCGCACCACGUGCCAUCCGCGGCGGAUUGACGGCUUUUUAUCAGCUUUUCAUUGUGACUGGAACUAUGAUGGCCUUCUGGAUCAAUUACGGCAGUCUCCUCCACAUUUCCGGCAAGGCACUGUAUGCCGUGCCUCUGGCCCUACAAGCCGUCCCCGCCGUGCUGUUGUCCAUCGGCAUGUUCUUCUGUCCGGAGAGCCCGCGUUGGUGCGCCAAGCAGGACCACUGGGAGCGAACCAAAGACAUUCUCGUCCGUUUGAGGGGCCUGCCUGCCGACCACUCGUAUGUUCAGAGUGAGCUUAAUGAGAUGGCCGAGCAACUCGAGUCGGAGCGCCGACUUGUCGGCGACGCUACCGCCAUCACGCUCCUCAAGGAGAUGUGGCUCGUCCCCGGCAAUAGGAAGCGCGCCGUUCUGACGGUGCUGUUGAUGAUUUGCCAGCAAAUGGCUGGAGUGAAUGCCAUUAACUACUACGCCCCGCAGAUCUUCAAGAACCUGGGCAUGGACGGCACCAAGUCCUCCUUGUUCGCGACGGGCGUGUACGGUGUCGUCAAGGUCGCGGCCUGCGCCUGCUUUCUCACGUUCGUCGCCGAUUCACUAGGCCGUCGAUGGAGUUUGAUCUGGACCGGCUUCGCUCAGGGGCUGGCCAUGUUCAUUGUUGGGAUCUAUGGUCGUGUGAACCCGCCUGUCGAGGGGAAGCCUGUAAGUCAUUUGUCAUUGGUUGAUUCCUGGACCAGGUCGCACAUCUGGUCUCAAAGGGUGCGCGAUCAAGACUCUCUAACAUCCAUCCAGAUCCCGCCCUUCGGCUAUGUCGCCAUCACCUGCAUCUUCCUUUGGACCGUAUUCUUCCAGUUCGGCUGGGGACCAUGCUGCUGGAUCGUCAUCUCCGAAAUCCCGACUGCGCGCCUGCGGGCCAUGAACGUCGCCCUCGGCGCCCUGACGCAGUGGCUGUUCAACUUCAUCAUCGCCCGGACCGUCCUGACGAUGCAGCUGACAAUGGGCUACAAGGGCUAUGGUAUGUUUUUUAUGUUUGGCUCGUUCGGCUUCGCCAUGGGUACUUUCGUCUACUUCUUCAUCCCCGAGACCAAGGGUCUGAGUCUGGAGAAGAUGGACGAGCUGUUUGGCGUCACGCAGCUGGUUAAGAAUAUCGACGAGGAGCCCGAGGUUAGGGCUGGAAGUGUCCGUGAGCAGCCCGCUGAGAAACUUCAGUAG
This is a messenger RNA of Colletotrichum spaethianum, 1680 nucleotides long. RefSeq names its product quinate permease. Gene Ontology annotation, biological process: carbohydrate transport; transmembrane transport. Gene Ontology annotation, molecular function: carbohydrate:proton symporter activity. Gene Ontology annotation, cellular component: membrane. The record is from RefSeq and is a predicted model, not a curated record. Bases 1 to 1680 code for a protein of 559 amino acids. Lineage: Eukaryota; Fungi; Ascomycota; Sordariomycetes; Glomerellales; Glomerellaceae. The transcript has 6 exons.